AUGGCUGACCCAUUUACUGUUGCAGUUUCGGUCGCUGGCCUCACGAGUCUUGGUAUACAACUUGCUCAGGGUCUCAAGAAAUAUGCCGAUUCAGCUAUCGAUUCCAAGGGUCGCGUUCAGGCCAUUUCCCUCGAGAUCGAACUUGCAGUCCAAGUCAUUAAAACUCUGGACUGUCCCAGUGUCAAGAAGAGGAAUAUGGCGAUGUGGCCCACCAUCGAGAAAAAAGUGGAACGUUCGAGAGAUGAUCUGGAAAAGAUCAAGCUCACGCUGCAGAUUCUCAUGAGCGUCAUGAUGUACGCAAAGAUGUUUGCAAGUACAACCGAUUCCGAAGAUGCCGCCCAGCAGCGCCUUGAAAUUCGAAGACUGCAAGAGGAGGAACGUGGCUCGACUUGCCACGUCGAGAUUUCAAGAUCCAGAGGUUAUUACGAUGCCUGA
Molecule: messenger RNA, 435 nt
Organism: Aureobasidium namibiae CBS 147.97
Lineage: Eukaryota; Fungi; Ascomycota; Dothideomycetes; Dothideales; Saccotheciaceae
Exons: 3
Coding region: 1-435 (144 amino acids)
Source: RefSeq, a predicted model, not a curated record